Centruroides sculpturatus (bark scorpion) is the source of this 4095-nucleotide messenger RNA. RefSeq names its product probable RNA-dependent RNA polymerase 1. Gene Ontology annotation, biological process: siRNA processing. Gene Ontology annotation, cellular component: nuclear RNA-directed RNA polymerase complex. Lineage: Eukaryota; Metazoa; Arthropoda; Arachnida; Scorpiones; Buthidae. The record is from RefSeq and is a predicted model, not a curated record. The transcript has 9 exons. Gene Ontology annotation, molecular function: RNA-directed RNA polymerase activity. Bases 14 to 4072 code for a protein of 1352 amino acids.
UCACAAUUGAAAAAUGGAAAAAUCAAUAAAUCGCAGUAUGUAUGUAAAGUUUCGUAUUAUAAGUUCGUGGGAUAAGGGCUUUACUGAAAAGUUUAAGCAAACGCUAAAAGAUGAAAUGAAAAAAUGCAAAAUUCAUCUGUACUGGCCAGAAUUAGAACGUACAGAAAACCCUAAAGAAAAAUUAAGUUUUGAUGAAAAAACAAUCGAUCUUGUAGGUGGAAUUAAAAACUUUGAAAGUUCAGAAGAAGAAAUUUUAGACGGCAUGAUUAAGAAAUGGUGUACAAUGAAUACUAAAUAUUGGAUGGUUCUUAUUCACAAUAAUCUUGUUUCUAAAAGUAAAUUUUUUCAUCAAAAAAUAGAAUUAGAUUUAUUCUCUAUGGGAGUUUUAACGAGUCUAAAUAAUUAUGUAUUCUACCAUUUAAUAGAAAAGAACUCCUUUGCAAAUUUUUAUCACGAUACUCGUAUGUUAGAAAUAAAUUGUGACGAUUACCAAAUUAAAAUCAAAUAUAGUUCAGUUAGAAGAAUACUUGCCGAAGUACUUAACUCUUCUAUUUACAUAUUCAUUGAUGUUAAGUAUCCACCGCCAGUAUAUUGCAAUGAUAAAAGAGUCUUGACUUUACCUUCUGUAGAUAGAGAAAUUCAUGGUAAAUCAACAGUUUUUAUGAUUCGAAUGAAUGAUGUCAAAACAGCGAAAGCAAUCAUUGAUAGAUUUAGCACUUCUAACAAUAUGUCUAUUAAUUAUGUCUCUAUGAAAAAAAGAAUUUUUCAAAAACGUUAUCCUAUAAUGCCUUCCUUUGAUUUAGGACAUUUUGACUGUAAUUACAACUUGCAUGCCAUUCUUACAAGAAACUUUGUACCCUUAGAACAACUUAAUAAAAACAAAAUUUGGGACGAUUUUAUACAAGAACUGGAAAAUGAAUACAAAGAUAAAUUUUGUUUAAGUAGAGCCUUAGAGUAUAUUUUAGACAUUCAAGAUCAAGGAAUUUUGUUUGAUUAUCGGAAGACUAUUAAGACUGCAUACAACUGGAUGAAAGAAAAAGACGAUAUAGUUUCCUUUGAUAAUGAUGAAUUUAUUACUCCAAACACUAUGAAAUUGAUUCGAAGAGUAGUCUUAACUCCAACUAGAGCUAUAUUUUAUCCUCCAGAAUUUCAAUUCAAAAACAGAAUGCUGAGAAAUUAUAAUUCAGAUUAUGCCUUGAGAGUUUCUUUUAGAGACGAUGAUAACUUUAAGCUCAAUGGAAUUGCUUCUAACUGUCACGAUGACUUGUUUUAUAUGGCAAUCAAUAAGCCUAUGCUUGAAGGACUUAAAGUUUGUGAAAGAGAGUAUAAACUUUUAGCUUGGUCAAAUUCCCAGAUAAGAGACCAUGGAGUUUGGAUGUAUGCAAAAGACGAUAAAGGUUAUGAUUCUGAGUAUAUUAGAAACUCUAUGGGAGAUUUUUCUGGAAAUAAAACCGUUGCAAAAUAUAUGGCUCGUUUAGGACAGUGUUUCUCUCAGACAGAAGAUAUCAGAAAUAUUCCUCCUGAUGCAAUCAAAACUGUGGAUGAUAUUGAAGGGGGCCUUAAUCCUGACACAAAUAAACCUUAUUGUUUUUCGGAUGGAGUUGGAAGAAUGUCAGUAAGAUUAGCCAAAGAUGUAAGCAAAAUGUUAAAACUAAAAAAUGUCCCUUGUGCAUAUCAAAUAAGAUUUGCUGGUUACAAAGGUAUGUUAGUUAUGGAUCCCACAUUAACUGACACUGGAAUAGAUCUUGUAUUCAGAAAGAGUAUGAAGAAGUUCGACAGUCCUUUCAGUAGAUUAGAAAUUGUAAAAAAAUGUCAAGCAAUUCCUGUUCAAUUGAAUCGUCCAAUGAUAAAUAUUUUGAAUCAACUAGGAGUUCCAAACAAUAUAUUUUUAGAAAUGCAAGAAGAGAUGCUGUCAUAUAUCACAGAUAUUCUAAUUGAUGAUGAAAAAGCUGCUGAUUAUCUUACUUCAAAAAUACAGUUAAAGACUAUUGGAGGAUUCAUAGAUAUGGUUAAAGCUGGAAUUGGAUUAACAGGAGAUCCAUUUUUCAGAGGAAUGUUGCUAUGUCUAAGAGAAAGAGCUUUGUUGGAUAUUAAAGUAAAAGCUAGACUUGCUGUAAAACCAACCGAUGGUCGUAACAUGUUCGGAGUCAUGGAUGAAACAGGAACUCUGGAAUAUGGACAAGUAUUUGUACAAUAUACUAAAGAUAUAAUUAAUCAAGAAGUAAAUACCGAAACUGAAAUAUAUACUGGUCCAGUUCUGGUGACAAAAAAUCCAUGCACGCAACCUGGUGAUAUCCGACUUCUAGAAGCCAUCGAUGUCCCAGAACUUCAUCAUCUUGUUGACUGUGUAGCUUUUCCACAAAAAGGACCCCGACCUCAUCCGAAUGAAAUGGCUGGUUCUGAUCUUGAUGGAGAUGAAUACGCUGUUAUCUGGAAGAAAGAUUUAUUUUUCUCCGGAAACAGAGAACCCGAAAAUUUUCCUUCUCCUCCUGAAAAGAAAAUACCUCAAACAAAAUUCAAGCUGGAUGAUUCGGUACAAGUACUGAGCGAUUAUAUAAAAAAUGAUCAAAUUGGAACGAUUGGAAAUGCUCAUUUAGCCAUUUCAGACUGCAAUGGAUUAAAUAUAGACGUAUGCAAACAAAUUGCGAGAAAAUUUUCACUGUCUUUGGAUUAUGUAAAAUCUGGAUAUUUUGAACCAUUAAGUUUAGAUGAAAAGCCUAAAAAAUUUCCCGAUUUCAUGGAAAGAGUUGACAAAGAAACUUAUAUUUCUAACAGAGCUCUGGGAGAAUUAUAUAGAAACUGUAAACUUUUUGAACGAAAUACAAGUUCUAUUGAAUUAGAAACUGUAGACUUAAAACAUGAUCCUGAUUUAAUUUAUGAAGGAUGGGAAGAAUAUAAAAACUCUGCUUUAAAAUCCAAGGCGAAAUAUGAUUAUCUUUUACAGUGCAUUAUGCAAAGAUACGGUAUUGAAACCGAAGUGGAAUUAAUAACUGGAGCUUUUCAACAAGUUCAUGAACGAUUUAGUCAAAGACACGAUAUAAUAGACGUAGAAAAAUUUCUAAUUGGUUCAGUUGAAAAAUUGCAUGAACGUUUCAGAGAAGAAUUUUAUAAGGAGUUUGGCCUUAAUGAAAAUGAAGACAACGAUUUUGUAAAUUUAAGUAACUUUCAAGACAAAAUUUUAAAGAAAGCAUCUGCAUGGUAUGCAGUUACCUACUUAUUUCGACCAAAAGACUUUCAAAAUUCUAUACGUUUCUUCAGUUUUCCUUGGAUUGUGGCCAAACAUUUGAUUACUCUAAAGCUACAGAAAUUUUUAAUUAGACCUGCAACAACUUCUAAUACGUCCAUUAUUAACUUUUUAGAUAAACGUUUAGCGGAUAUGGCAAGAAAAUUACCUAAAUCCCAGAGUGAAAUGCUGCUUCUAGCAAACUGUCAUAAAAUUCAUAAAAACAUUAUACAAUUUACAUAUAGAUUGAUAAUCGGGUGGCUAAGUAGUAAAGAACGAAUCGAUUCUGCAAAAGAAGCAUGGUUGGCUAAAUACUUUAAUAAAUUCUUAGACAAAAACUGUUACUACAAUGAAAGAAACGAAGAAGAAAAUAUUAAAACAAUAAACAUUAUUAAUCUUUGCUUCUCAUUUUUGAAGAUGGCAAGAAACGAAUCUUCAUUUCCUGAUAAUUUGCAAUGGAUUCCCUCUUAUGCUAGAGAAACUUAUCAUCUUCUAGCUGCUACUGCAAAUCCAAAGGCAUUUUGUCCCAUUGAAGAUAAAAAGAAACCAAAGGAAUCGGUGGAAAUGGAGCCAAUAAAACUUCUUAUGAAAAUUAUUCCAGGAGAUAAACAUAGAAGGUUACAGACUUUGCGCAAAAUUCUCAGCUGGUUAGCGCCAUUAGAUAAUAUGACUUUAAGAAUUGACGAAAAAAUUAACGUGGUAAUAUCGGCGAAAGGACCAUUUCAAUCGAUAAGCUUCCUUCAAGAAUUACUUACAACGGAUACCGAAACUCUUAAAGCGAAAUUGGAAGGAUGGAACGAAAUUCUUCAUUCGGAAAAAUCCGAACCGAAUGAUGAACUUGAACCAUAAAACUUAUUAUGUCUAUGACUUUA